Molecule: messenger RNA, 1417 nt
Organism: Rhodamnia argentea
Lineage: Eukaryota; Viridiplantae; Streptophyta; Magnoliopsida; Myrtales; Myrtaceae
Product: plastid-lipid-associated protein, chloroplastic-like
Exons: 3
Coding region: 206-1204 (332 amino acids)
Source: RefSeq, a predicted model, not a curated record
UCCAAGUCUUCGAUCGUCGUCGGUCUCUUUGGUCGGUCAUUCAUUCUUCGCUUCGCCUUCUCGCGAAUACGGCUUGGAACGAAAGCUCAUCCUUCGUUCUGGGACCUUCCUCUGUCCUUCGUCUGUCUGGUUCCUGCUCAGCGAGGACCUCCUCUGUUUCUCACCGGAAAUCAAGAAUCGUCAGGGAUCCAAUUCUUGGUCCAGAAUGUCCACCAUCUCCCAACUCAUCCACUUUCCAUGCACGUCCCUCUCGUCGAACCCACCCCAGCACCGAUUCUCCCCCAGGCCUGCGGUUCUCGCCGUCGCCAGCCCCGGAAUCGCCUCCGGGGUCGCCUGCGGUUCAAGAAUCCAGUUCUGUGACCCGGGUCGCGCCCGACCCGUGUUCCGGGUCAGGGCUGCGGAGGACGGCGAGUGGGGGCCCGAGAAGGAUGAGGAUGAGGAGGAGCCGGCGAAUGAGGCCGGCGGCGGUGCUGCGGUGGCGGUGGCGGAGGAGGAGCUGCCGAAGGAGGUGUCGGAGAUUGCCGGGCUGAAGAAGAAGCUGGUGGGGUCGUUCUACGGGACGGACCGCGGGCUGAGGGCGACGAGCGAGACGAGGGCGGAGAUCGUGGAGCUGAUCACGCAGCUCGAGGCGAAGAACCCGACUCCGGCUCCGACGGAGGCUCUGACGAUGCUCAACGGGAAGUGGAUUCUUGCGUACACCUCUUUUGCGCCAUUAUUUCCAUUGUUGGCAAGAGGUACCCUGCCAUUGGUGAAGGUGGAGGAGAUAUCUCAGACCAUUGAUUCGGAGAAUUUCACUGCCCAGAACUGUGUCCUAUUUUCUGGCCCACUGGCAACCACUUCUUUUAGCACCAAUGCCAAGUUUGAAGUCCGAAGCCCCAAGCGCGUGCAGAUCAAGUUCGAAGAAGGCAUAAUUGGAACCCCCCAGCUAACCGACUCAAUCGUCUUACCGGAGAAUGUCGAGUUUCUAGGACAAAAGAUCGACCUCGCUCCUUUCAAAGGUUUAAUUAACUCUGUUCAAGACACUGCUUCCUCUGUUGCAAAGACCAUCUCCAGCCAACCACCCAUCAAAUUCUCUCUCUCGAACAGCAAUGCCGAGUCAUGGCUACUGACCACCUACCUCGAUGAGGAACUCCGUAUCUCAAGGGGAGAUGGUGGAAGCGUCUUCGUUCUUAUCAAGGAAGGUAGCUCCUUGUUGUCACCGUAAUUGACUAAUAAGUGAAGACUCCUUUUAGUGAUCAAUGUACUUCGUUUGAGAGGAUAUCUAUGUUUGAAGCUGUGGUGUAUGUAGAAUAUUAUUUAUGAAAUAAGACAUCUGAUCAUAGUCCUCUAAGUGUUCAAAGAGGUUGUUAGUAGUCGAGAGCCGAACUUAUAGCUUUUGUCUGUGAAACUCAUAUCAUAUUAUAGAACAUUUGUCUUC